UGCUUUGCUAGGUGGGAUAAAUAUAAUGGCCGGCCCAUAUAUCCCAUUACAGGCCUGCACUCAUCAUCACCCUCCCUUCUCUCUCUCUCUCUCGUUUAAAUUCAGUCAUACUUCUCUUCUCCUCCCUAUAUAAAUUCAUUUAAUUUAUCACCCCUGUUCUUCAAUCAUUGAAUAUGGCUAGAAAUUUAGCUGAUCAAAAAUGGGUACUAAACCCCACCAUCUCUAUUGAAAAUGAAGUCGAAGAAGACAACGAAGAAGAAGCAUUGUCGUUUUGUGAUCUUCCCAUAAACGGCGACAUUCAAUCAACAAAACAAGAACCACAAUCAGUUGUAGAUGACUUCCACUUUGGCCGCUCUGUUUUUGCAGAACCCGAAAUGUGUGCUGCCGAUGAGCUCUUCUUUCAGGGCCAGAUUGUUCCAUUACGCCACUCUGUAAGCUCCGACAGCAAUCUCCUUAUAUUCCCAAUACAUAGGUCCAAGUCCAUGGACAAUUGUUAUUUUGGAAGGUUCAACAGCGUCAGCAGUAGAAGCAGCAGUCAACAUUCUUCAAGCAGUGCCAGUUCUACAGCCACUGCCUCCGCUGCCACCACUUACAAGCAAAGAGUCCGAAACCGGUUUCAUUCACAGCCAAGUCCUAGUCCGAAUCCCCGAACACGGAUUUCAAGCGGCCAGUAUGGAAAUUUGAGCCACCGGAGUCGUAAAUUGACCACAUGGAGCCUAUUCAGACCAGGUUUGGUCCGGACACCAAAGAUCGAAUUGCAAGAUCUCAAGGUUCGAAGCAGUAGCACCAGAACACAGAAACCCAUCACAGAAUCGAACACAUUCAUUUCACAUGAGAUGAGUCCCAUCUUUCUGCGGACUCCUUAUCUAUGUGAAGGAGUUAUGUCUGAUUCUGUAAUCGAUUUCUGUAUAAGUAGAAGUACUAGUACGAGCAAUAGAACCAGUGGCGACAGUGAUGACAGAGACAAGAAUGGUUCUUCCAAGAUUGAGAGGAAGAAGAAGAAGAAAAAGAAGCAAAGGUUAGUAGAUAGGAAUGGAACAUUGUUUGGUGGUUGUAAGUGUACGGUUGAUGCAGUUGAGACAGUACCUUCGCAAGAUCAAAAAGUUCAAGCAAAGAAGAAGAAGAAUCGAACGUUUGAAUGGUUGAAGGAGCUUUCACUUGCUGACAUACAAGAUGAAGCAUAGAUUCACUCUUCUUGUUUAUGUCAUUAUUUUUUUGAACUCUGUUUUGUUUGUUUUGUGCUUGUAAAAGUGUUUUUAAUUUGAAGUAAUGGAUUUGGAAAAGAACUGUUUUCAUAUGGUAAUCAA
Camellia sinensis is the source of this 1307-nucleotide messenger RNA. RefSeq lists its product as uncharacterized. Lineage: Eukaryota; Viridiplantae; Streptophyta; Magnoliopsida; Ericales; Theaceae. The record is from RefSeq and is a predicted model, not a curated record.